AGGAGAAUCAGAAAGUUCCGCUGGAAACUGAGACCAAGGACCACGGCACCGCGCUACCUUGGUGGUUCCGUGCCCUCUGCUUCACGUACAGCGCGGUGGGUCUCAACAUGGUCCUCCGCGUCCAGGCCAUGAGCUGCAGCUGCCCGCAGGAACUACCCGUGGCGCGUCGAGGCGGUCCUGCUGCUGCUCCAGGGCGUGCUCUCCUUCUUGCACGACGGGUACUUCGCAGGGAGCUCCCCAGCCGCAAAGAUCGCAGACAGGACGACUUCGGCCACGUUCCUCACCUGCUGCCAGCCGCUCAAAUUCACAUUCUGCCGCAUGGACGAGGUGCAGCUCGGGUUGCUCUUCGUCUCCUGGUCGCUGGGUCUGCUCUUUUUUCGCGCCGCCAGGAUGCCGAGCGUACGCCUCCGGGGACCCGCGCCGCUACCACCUGCUGCACUCGCUGUGGCACGUGGCGCUGCCGCUGGGAGGCUUCCUCUGGAUCGAGUACACCCGCGGCGCACUCUCGUGGCACUUGUGGACGGAUGCCGCGGCGUGGGGGGCCGCGGACUUCUCUGCACUGGGCUGCGGCGAGGCCGCGGCCCUGCCGUAGUAUAGGGCCCCCCCCACGCGCGGCGGCGGUGGUGGGCGCGCGCGCCCUGCUCCGGAGGGCCUCGUCGGUUACGCGUGCAGCUCGGAGGCUGAUGGGCCUCUUGCCCGGUCGCGUCGACUUGCGGAGAAAGUGGCCCUUCGCAGGAGUGGCCUUCUGGCAGCGGGCGCAGAAGGGGCCCCUUCAGCGCUCAGACCUGCUCCUCCGAGGUCCUCCGCGAGCCGCGCACUACGGGCCACCCUUGCCCGGGGCCGCUCCUGCGUGCAGGCCUGGCUCUCUGUGCGUCUGGAGCGUCGAGGGGCGGCCGGGGGGGGGGCGGGCGCUCGGGCGCGCUGUGCUGUGGAGAGGGCUCCGCCCCUCCGUCCUCGCACCGUCGAGGCUCCACUCACCGUCGUUGCCUCCCCUCCCGAGGACGAUCCAGUCGUCGUCGUCAUCCGGAUACCCGACUCCUUGCCGUUGCGUUCGCAGCUGUAGGAUGCGACGGACUUUGGCACCCCUCUGCCAGGCUGUUACUUAGCCGUCUGGUGUGUAUGCAUCACCUGGGCGAGAUCAGUUUCACUCUAUUUCUGCACGCCUUGCAUCGCCCGCCAAACGUGUGGAGCCGUUGCAUGCCUUGCGCCGUUCGCCAAAGAGCGCAUCGGGCAGAGGUCAAGCGAGGGGCGGCUUCGGGACCCGCCUGUAACUAGGCAUUUUUUGGGCCGCCUUGCAAAUUUUCCAGACGCAGGGUGUCCUUGCUUGAGCCAUUGAAGUUUCAGUUUCGCGCUGGUUUUGAGGCCGCUUUAGCCUCGGUUGCUGGCAAAUCUUCAGGAGAGCUAUGUGAGCACGAGUGGCAGAGGGUGUGAACGCGCGGGCGCGUGUGUGCGGGAGGGGGUGUGGGACAGUGUCCGAG
Molecule: messenger RNA, 1478 nt
Organism: Prorocentrum cordatum
Lineage: Eukaryota; Dinophyceae; Prorocentrales; Prorocentraceae
Source: the annotation of a GenBank genome assembly